Lates calcarifer (barramundi perch) is the source of this 919-nucleotide messenger RNA. RefSeq lists its product as uncharacterized. The coding region runs from base 114 to 830 and encodes 238 amino acids. NCBI's taxonomy places the organism in Eukaryota, Metazoa, Chordata, Actinopteri, Centropomidae. The record is from RefSeq and is a predicted model, not a curated record. The transcript has 6 exons.
UUAUCAGAUCAGUUUUAGCUUCAAGAAGACACAGUCAGCUUCAAACUGUGAUCACUGCAACACACAGGCACACAGAUUCAGGAUCUCUGUGUAAGCAGAUUUGGUGUGCUAUAAUGGGGUUUGUUCAUGUUGCUGUGGCUGUGCUCGGCCUUCUGUCUGUCGGACAGUCAGCUCCUGUGACAAGCUGUAAGAGUCUGACUCAGCCUCUGGAAAUCCAAGGAAGAGACCAAUUGCUGGGCAAAUGGAUAUUCAUAGCAGAAAGCACAAACAUCACUGGAUCCAGACUGCUGACAAAGAAGUUUGUGGAGACUGCCUGGAGCAAAAUCACUGCUGCUAAUGAGAGUGAUGUCAUCAAUAAUUAUCAGGCUCAAAAAAUGUUUGGCCGAUGCUUCAGUAUUUCUACUAAGGCGACAGUGGAAAACAGCACUCUCUCUAUGGUGCACCCUUACACUGCUUCUACCAUCCUGCUGAACACUGCCUGUACCGACUGCCUUGUUUUCUACUCAAAGUUCACCACUGGAAGCAGCAUAUACGCUGGUGUUCAGCUCCUGAGCAAGAGAAGUAAUGUGUCUGCUGAUGAGCUGCAAGAAUUUAUGAAGCAAGUGGAGUGUCUAAACUUACCAGCACCUGCCAUCCUGGACCCAGAGAAAGGUUUUUGCCCAGAUGAGUCUUUCUCACAAGAAACAGAGAACACUGAUCUGACCAAUUUCAUGAAUGACAUGGGUUCUGAAGUUCUCAACCUAAUGGAAAAAAUUGUGGCCAGUGAUGGUGGACUGAAGAUGUUUAUGAAGCUGGUAUCCAGUAGCAUAUCUGGAUUAAAACAAAAUUAACAUUGUCAAACUUGUCACAACAUGCUCAUAUAAUGAAGAUGCCACCACUGUGUGAAGAGAAUUCUUCCAAUAAAAAUUAAGAUACUAAA